Messenger RNA from Eublepharis macularius, 6327 nucleotides. Its product is annotated as insulin receptor-like. Gene Ontology annotation, molecular function: insulin receptor substrate binding; insulin receptor activity; ATP binding. Bases 148 to 4191 code for a protein of 1347 amino acids. Gene Ontology annotation, cellular component: insulin receptor complex; axon; membrane. NCBI's taxonomy places the organism in Eukaryota, Metazoa, Chordata, Lepidosauria, Squamata, Eublepharidae. The record is from RefSeq and is a predicted model, not a curated record. The transcript is spliced from 21 exons. Gene Ontology annotation, biological process: multicellular organism development; positive regulation of kinase activity; positive regulation of phosphatidylinositol 3-kinase/protein kinase B signal transduction.
CUCCGCUCCGCCGCCUUCCUCGGGCGCUGCUUGUUGACGGCUCGGGCGGCGCGGCGCGAGGGGCUCGGCGGGGCUGCCGGAGCGGCGGCGGGAGGAGCGCCUGGCGACGAGGAGCGGCGGCGAGGCGGCCGGCGGGUGCCCGGCGCCAUGGGGCCUGGGCGGUGGUCGGGGCCGGCGCUGACUCUGGCCCUGGCCUGGGCGCUGGCCGGCUGGGGCGCCUGGAGCCGGGCCGAGGUUUGUGACAGUGUGGACAUCCGGAACAACAUGACAAAGUUCAGCUUGCUUGAAAACUGUACUGUGAUUGAGGGACACUUGCAGAUCUUGCUAAUGUUCAAAACCAAGGCUGCGGAUUUCCGGGAUCUCAGCUUCCCCAAGCUGACAAUGAUCACGGAUUACUUGCUGCUCUUCCGGGUCUACGGCCUAGAGAGCUUAAAGAAGCUUUUCCCCAACCUGACUGUGAUCCGAGGGACUCACCUCUUCUUCAACUAUGCCUUAGUCAUCUUUGAGAUGGUUCACUUGAAGGAGAUUGGCCUUUACAACCUGAUGAACAUCACCCGUGGUGCCGUAAGGAUUGAGAAGAAUGACGACCUCUGCUAUUUGUCCACCAUAGACUGGUCUCGGAUUUUAGAUUCUGCGGAAGACAACUACAUUGUGUCCAACAAGGACGACAAGGAAGAGUGUGGAGAUGUGUGCCCUGGAGUGGUGCAAGGGAAGAGCAGCUGCCCACCCACCGUCAUCAACGGCAUUUUCAAUGCGCGCUGUUGGACCCAUGAGCAUUGCCAGAGAGUGUGUCCCACCGCAUGCAAGUCACAGGGCUGCACCCUGGAUGACAAGUGUUGCCACUCAGAGUGCCUGGGCAACUGCCUGGAGCCCAACAAUCCGGGGAAGUGUGUUGCUUGCCGGAACCUCAACCUGGAGGGCAAGUGCGUGGAGACGUGCCCUUCCGGCUACUAUCGCUACAAAGGCUGGCGCUGCGUGACUUUCGACUUUUGCCAAGAUCUGCACAACAAGUGUAAGAUUGCCCGCCAGUCUGGGUGCCACGUCAUCCACAACGGCGAAUGUGUUCCUGAUUGCCCCUCGGGGUACACCAUGAACUCCAGCAACCUUCACUGCACUCCCUGUGCAGGGCCCUGUCCCAAAGUUUGUGACUUCACCAAUCCGAAGAUGGUUGACUCUGUGACUGCCGCACAGGAGCUACGAGGCUGUACUGUUGUAAAUGGGAGCCUGGUCAUCAAUAUCCGUGGAGGAAGCAACAUCGCAGCAGAGCUGGAAUCCAACCUGGGUUUGAUAGAAGAAAUCACUGGCUACUUGAAAAUCCGUCGCUCCUACGCCCUGGUCUCCCUCUCCUUUUUCCGCAAACUCCAUCUGAUUAGAGGGCAUACUUUAGAAGCUGGGAACUAUUCCUUCUAUGCCUUGGACAACCAGAAUCUCCGUCGGCUCUGGGACUGGAGCAAGCACAACCUCACAAUUGCCCAGGGGAAGCUCUUCUUCCAUUACAAUCCCAAAUUGUGCCUCUCGGAGAUCCACAAGAUGGAGGAGAUCUCUGGGACAAAGGGGCGGCAGGAGAAGAAUGACAUCGGCCUCAAGACAAAUGGCGACCAGGCUUCUUGCGAGAACGAGGUGCUGAAAUUUUCCUAUAUAAAAACAGACAGCGACAAGAUUGUGCUAAAGUGGGAGCCCUACUGGCCACAAGACUACCGUGAUCUCCUUGGAUUCAUGCUUUUCUAUAAGGAAGCUCCCUUUCGGAACGUGACGGAGUUUGAUGGCCAGGAUGUCUGUGGCUCCAACAGCUGGACGGUGGUGGACGUUGAUCCUCCUCCACGGUCUGUGCAGCCAGGGUGGCUGCUGCGGAACCUGAAGCCCUGGACUCAGUACGCCAUCUUUGUGAAGACGUUGGUCACCUAUUCUGAUGAGCGCAAGACCUACGGGGCCAAGAGCGAAAUCAUCUACAUUCAGACCAACGCCUCCAUGCCUUCCGUCCCGCUGGACCCGUUCUCUGUUUCCAACUCUUCAUCACAGAUCACCCUGAAGUGGAAGCCGCCCUCCGAGCCUAAUGGGAACAUCACGCACUACAGGGUAUCCUGGGAGCAGCAAGCGGAGGACGAUGAGCUUUACAAGCUGGAUUACUGUUUAAAGGGCUUGAAGCUGCCCUCCCGGACCUGGUCUCCCCCACUGGAAUCAGAAGAUGUCCAGAGGAACAACCACAGCAGGAACGAGGAGUUCACCGGUCAGUGUUGCACCUGCCCCAAAACCGACUCUCAAAUCCAGAAGGAGGUGGAGGAGACUGCCUUCCGGAAGACCUUUGAGAAUUACCUCCACAAUGAAGUGUUUGUUUCGAGGCCAACCAGGAAACGGAGAGAUCUCGGCAGUAUUGCCAACAGCACUGUGGUGGCACCAACCAUCCCUCCUGCAGCGAAUGUUUCCAUGGCUACCUCUGAAGGUCCCCAGGAGUCGCGGCCCUUUGAGAAGUUGGUUUCAAGGGAGUUCUUGGUGAUUUCAAACCUGCGACACUUCACAGCCUACCGGAUUGAAAUCCAGGCCUGUAACCGCAGGGCCCCCAAAGAAUGCAGCGUGGCAGUUUACGUCAGUGCCAGAACCAUGCCUGAAGCAAAAGCAGAUGACAUUGUUGGGCCUGUGAGCCACGAGCUGAUCGAGAAGAACAGCGUCCUCCUGAGGUGGCAGGAACCCAAAGUGCCCAACGGGCUGAUUCUGCUGUACGAAGUGCAUUAUGGGCAACCCGGUGACACGGAGGAGCAUCACCACUGCAUAUCUCGGAAGCAGUUUUCCAACGACCAGGGAUGUAGGCUGCGGGGGUUGCAACCUGGCAACUACAGCGUGCGCAUUCGGGCCACCUCACUGGCAGGCAAUGGCUCCUGGACAGAGCCUGCCUACUUCUAUGUUCCUGAUUAUUUGAACACUCCGACUAACCUUGUGGGGGUGAUCGUUCCCAUCAUUUUCACUUGCUUCUUCAUCGGUGUUAUUGGAGGAAUCUAUAUCUUCGUUAAAAAGAGGCAAACAGAAGGACCGACAGGGCCACUCUAUGCAUCCUCCAAUCCAGAGUACCUCAGUGCCAGCGAUGUUUAUGUCCCUGACGAGUGGGAAGUCCCCCGGGAGAAGAUCGCUCUCCUGCAGGAGCUGGGCCAAGGAUCCUUUGGCAUGGUGUAUGAGGGAGUGGCCAAGGACAUCGUCAAGGGUGAGGCGGAGACCCGGGUGGCGGUGAAAACUGUGAACGAGUCGGCCAGCCUGCGGGAGCGCAUCGAGUUCCUGAACGAGGCGUCCGUGAUGAAAGGCUUCAGAUGCCACCAUGUGGUUUGCCUCCUUGGGGUGGUGUCCAAAGGGCAGCCCACUCUGGUUGUCAUGGAGCUCAUGGCCCACGGCGACCUGAAAAGCUACCUGAGAUCCUUGCGUCUGGAUGCUGAGAACAACCCUGGCCGUCCACCGCCUACUCUUCGGGAGAUGAUCCAGAUGGCAGCAGAGAUCGCAGAUGGCAUGGCUUACCUGAACGCCAAGAAGUUUGUCCACAGGGACCUGGCAGCCCGGAACUGCAUGGUCGCAGAAGAUUUCACAGUCAAAAUUGGAGACUUCGGCAUGACUAGGGACAUCUACGAGACAGACUACUACCGCAAAGGGGGGAAGGGCCUCCUGCCGGUGCGGUGGAUGGCCCCGGAGUCCUUGAAGGAUGGAGUCUUCACUUCCUACUCAGACGUGUGGUCUUUUGGGGUUGUCCUCUGGGAGAUAAGCAGUUUGGCGGAGCAACCUUACCAAGGCCUCUCCAAUGAGCAAGUCCUGAAGUUUGUCAUGGAUGGAGGAUGCCUAGAGAGGCCAGAAAACUGUGCGGAGCGGCUCCACAGCCUCAUGCAGAUGUGCUGGCAGUACAACCCCAAGAUGCGUCCUUCCUUCGUUGAGAUCAUUGAGAUGCUGAAGGACGACCUUCACCCGGCCUUCCAGGAGGUCUCCUUUUUCUACAGUGAAGAGAACAAGCCCCCUGAGACAGAAGAGUUUGAGAUGGACUUUGAGAACAUGGAGAGCAUUCCUCUUGACCCGGCCUCCUACUCGCAGCACGACGAGGUCUCAGGGCGGGACAGCAUGCCCUCUAUGGGGCUCAAAGGGAACUAUGAGGAACACAUACCUUACACUCACAUGAACGGGGGCAAGAAGAACGGACGCAUCCUCCGCUCAAGCCCUUCCUAAUACCGGUGGCUUCUCUCUCGCUUACUCUGGCUUUCCUUCCUCCACCAAACUCAGGACUUGCACUGUUGCUGCCACCAUCAGAGAGACACACAGACUUGCUUACUGUUCAGAUUUUUAAUCACCAAAAAUUAUGAUGAUUGGGUGCGGGACGGCAAGCAGGGAGAGAGAGAGUCUGGUUGUGUUUCUUUGUGUUGACUAGCGGUCAAUGGACACGUCUGUGAAACACAACCCCCCCCUGCCGUGGCUGCUGAUCCCCUCUGGCUUUGAGGUUGGAACUUGCUUCACACAAUGAUGCUGGAAAGAAGGAAGAGCCUCUGGCUGCCUUCAUCCCUAGCAGGUGGGGAUUUGGGGUUCUUCACAAAGCAUUCCCAGCAAAACCGAGAGCCUUUUCUUCCGUCUGUCUCUUCAGCUUCAGAAAGGCUGAAGGAUCUGCAGUGUGUGCCAGAUGGGAACUUGCCAUUUCCCCUCUUGGAGUUGACAAAGUGCUGCUAUUUUCCCUCUAGUAGGGUUAACCUCUGUGGUUAGGGAUGUUUGCACACACAUGAGUAUAUGUGGCUGUGAGUGGCUGAAGUACGUGUGCAUGCAAGAGAACUACACACACUUGCAUGCAUGUGAGGCAGAGGUGGAUAAUGGAGAUGGGUCUUUUGUACCUAAAUGUUGUCUCUAACCAAAGAGGUGGAAUUGCUGUCCUCUUUGCUCCGCUCUCUUCUCUCUCCCCACCUUCAGCAUGAAUGAAUUCAGGAGAGUUUAUUUUUACACUGAAGAACUCAGGAGAAGGGACUUUCUUUCCUCCUCUUCCCUGCAUUCAGCAGACGAGGCAGCCAAAGCAGAGGACAAAUGAUUUAGGAUUUUGCCAGCACUUGCCCCCCCCCCAAGCUCAGUAAGGCCACAGGAGCUAGAGCAGUCUCUUCCCCCCAGCUACCUUGUCCUUUCUGUCCCCAAGCCCUUGAGCUACAUCUGGGCAGCGUUAAGUGUAUAAAUUAAUGAUUUUGACAUAUUUAAGCCUUCUCUGUAUACCUCCUAUAACUUAUUGAUGCCUGAUCUCUUGUUGGCUUCUCUAGAGGGGAAGGUGCUUGCUGGCGUGCAUUGCUUGGCCUUGGGGAGCCCCCCAGUCUCUGAGCUGACUUGGCCACCCAGCCCAUGGGCAUCCAUCUGCAGUUUAGUGACUUUUAAGUUCUUUUUAAGCUUAGCGGUGCAAAACUGUCCAAGGUCUCUCUCUGCUCGCGAACACAGUCCAGGGCCGUUUCCAGACGGCUUACCUGCCUCCAGAACGUUGCACCAUCUUGCGGGGAAAACGCGAAAACGUCGCGCAAAACUCGCGCGAGAAAACGCGAUAUUUCGCGUUUUCCCCGCAAGAUGGUGCAACGUUCCAGAGGCAGGUAAGCCAUCUGGAAAUGGCCCAGGUCGCCCCAACCCAAGUAGGACCUCAAGGUACCCCCCCCUCUUUGCUAUUCAAAGAGCGAAUAACUCUGGACAUGGGGGGGGUGGCUUUCUAUUUAGCUAUUGUGGUGAAUAAUUGUCUUGGGUACAGCCGUCUAGGCAUGAAUAAUUCAGUUUUUCUAAAGGCAGACAGAGGAAAAUGGUAAGCUUUUACUCAGCUUUGGGAAACCAAGCCUUGCUUGGAAUCCGCCGUGGCUGGAGUGUGUGUAAAUCCGGAGCUGGGAUUGUGUGAGUCCCUUUCCCUGUGCAGGCUGCUUUUCUUGCUCUUUCAUCCGCUGGAGGGUUCUUCUCUCCAAGUGGUACAUUUUAAUUUUCUGUUUCCAGGCAAUGCUUUUCUCCCCACAGCUUCUUUGGAAUGACUGUGCAAAAGAGUGCGCUUCGUCCCUUUUCUUUCCAAUCUCCCCAGGCCACGUUUCCGUUGCUCUGUGACAUAAAGGGGUUCAUCUACUUUUCCAGGUGGGAAAUGGCAUUGCCAAAUUGCUUUUUUCCUUUCUGUUUUCUAAAUCAGCUCAUAAAAACUUGUUUCCGUAUAAUGUGAAUCACUUUGUGAUGAAAAAGUGGGGGAGGGAGGAAACCCCAGGACUUUUCAAGCUGCAUAACGUGAAUGGAUUGAAACAGGGCUUUUUUUCAGCCGGAACGCAUUGGAACAGAGUUCUGGAACCUCUUGAAGAUGGUCACAUGGCUGGUGGCCCCGCC